Molecule: messenger RNA, 1635 nt
Organism: Eufriesea mexicana
Lineage: Eukaryota; Metazoa; Arthropoda; Insecta; Hymenoptera; Apidae
Gene: Cbs
Product: cystathionine beta-synthase
Exons: 6
Coding region: 124-1635 (503 amino acids)
Cellular component (GO): cytoplasm
Molecular function (GO): cystathionine beta-synthase activity
Source: RefSeq, a predicted model, not a curated record
AUUAAUCUUAAAAGCAAUAUAGUAGUUAAAGAAUAUUAUACAAUAUUUAAAUUAUUAUUAAAUUUAUAGAUCAAAUCUCUUUAAUUAAGUUUGGACAAUUUAAAUAUAAUCUAAAUUUUAAUUAUGGAAUUUAAACCGCCUAAUCUACCUAGUCACUGCACGUGGGAAUUAAAUGCAUCAAAUUCACCACACACAUGUAGGAUAGAAAAUUUUGACCGUACUAAAAUAAUGCCUGAUAUUUUAACUACUAUUGGACAAACUCCACUUAUAAAAUUAAAUAAUAUUCCAAAGUCUUAUGGGAUUAAGUGUGAAAUCUAUGUAAAAUGUGAAUUCCUUAAUCCUGGUGGUUCUGUAAAAGAUAGAAUUGCAUAUAGAAUGGUUCAAGAUGCAGAAGAGAAAGGUUUGCUAAAACCAGGAUAUACCAUCAUUGAACCUACAAGUGGCAAUACUGGCAUUGGUUUAGCAAUGGCUGCUGCUGUUAGAGGCUAUAGAUGUAUUAUUGUUAUGCCAGAAAAAAUGUCUGAUGAGAAAGUGUCAACACUUUAUGCACUUGGUGCUGAAAUUGUUCGUACUCCAACUGAAGCAAGUUGGGAUAGUCCAGAAGCACAUAUUAGUGUUGCACAAAAAUUACAAAGAGAAAUACCAAAUAGCAUUGUCCUUGACCAGUAUAGAAACCCUGGAAAUCCAUUAGCUCAUUAUGAUCAAACUGCAACUGAAAUUUGGAGACAAUGUGAGGGCAAAAUUGAUUAUUUGGUAGCUGGUGCAGGUACAGGUGGUACCAUUUCAGGUAUUGGACGGAAACUGAAAGAAUUAUCUCCAAAUACAAAAAUUAUUGCUGUUGAUCCUGUAGGCAGUAUUUUAGAUCCAUCAAAUCAAUCACAAGAUGUAAUUGGUUUCUAUGAAGUUGAAGGAAUUGGCUAUGAUUUUAUACCUACGGUGUUAGACCAUAAUGUAAUUGAUAAGUGGAUAAAAACUGAAGAUAAUGAAUCAUUAAAUGCUGCUAGAAUGCUCAUACGUCAAGAAGGAUUAUUGUGUGGUGGUAGUAGUGGUGCUGCACUUAUUGCUGCUCUUAAAGUAGCUAAAAAUGUUCCUGAAGGAAAACGUAUGGUUAUUAUUUUACCUGAUGGAAUACGAAACUAUUUAACUAAGUUUGUAUCAGAUCACUGGAUGGAAGUUAGAGGAUUUCUGCCACCUAAAUGUCAAAAUGAAUCAAACAAAUGGUGGUGGAAUAUGAAAAUUUCAUGUUUAUCACCUGAUAUAGGAUUAGUAAUGAAAGAGAAAACAUUAACAUGUCAAGAAGCUAUUUACGAACUUCAAAAUGCAAAUCCACAAUUACUAGCAAUUAGUCAUGAUGGUAUACAUAUAAAAGGUGUUGUUACUUUAGACAAACUUAUGUCAAAUAUAAUAUCUGGUUCAGUAAAAUAUACAGAUUUUGUAGAAAACGCUAUGGUGAAACAAUAUGUUAAAGUUAAGUAUUCAGCAACUCUUGGACAUUUAUCACGUGUGCUUGAGAAAGAACCAUAUGCGGUAAUUUUAGACGAUAAACGUUAUAAUGCUUUUGUAGCAAUCGUAGGCCAAUUUCAUAUUUUAAAAUUUAUUACUAGAAAUAAUGGUACAGCAUCUAGUAAUAAUUGA